AUGAAUAAUUCUUCUGGAAAGGGGAGUUCAAGUAGUUCAUUUGGGUCCAGAAGUGAAAGAAGGAGAGCUGCUCUAUUGUGUAAAUGUGGGAGGAACAAUGUUGUUUACACCUCCAAGACCAUUAGAAACCCUAAUAGAUCAUUUUUUGGGUGCCCCAAUUUCAAGGAAAAGAAGCCACACUGUAACUUUUUUACAUGGGUGGAUGAUGCUACAUCUGAUACCAUGGAGCUGGAAGAUUGGAGAAUUAACAAGCUCAAACUGAAUGUAGCUGAAAUGGAAUUCAAUUUGAAUUUUUUGGACAUAAAACUCAAUGAUGAAAUGCAGCUGGAGGUGAACGAGCACAAAAAGAAGAUUAAUGACCACUAUAUAAAGAUUGAAUACCUAUCAAUGAAGAUGCAAGCAGAGAUUGAAAGGGUUGAGAAGGAAAUUAUGCAUGUGUGUAGGUGUGCUAGGGUGUUUGUUGGAUCCAUUGUUGUUGUGUUUGUAAUAUGUAUUUAUCUUGCUGGUUGGCUGGAGUGA
Molecule: messenger RNA, 519 nt
Organism: Gastrolobium bilobum
Lineage: Eukaryota; Viridiplantae; Streptophyta; Magnoliopsida; Fabales; Fabaceae
Exons: 2
Coding region: 1-519 (172 amino acids)
Molecular function (GO): zinc ion binding
Source: RefSeq, a predicted model, not a curated record